GCCUGGAAUAUGUCAUGAAGUUUAAAGCGACCUUCACCGAUCGUGGACUUCGAACGCUAGAAAAAGGGAUCUGUCCAGCCCUAGAACGCCAUGGGAAGGCGUGCCACAUGCUCCUCAGUCGUGAGGAUGUGCACUUGAUCCAGACAACCUUGGAUGCUGAUGGCAUGCUGAUAUGCGCUCGCUGGGCAAUUGAAGUUCUAUUUGAGCCAAGCACAUACACUUGUGACAGUCGACACCACAACCUUAUUGCUUUCCAGCUGGAGGUGGGGCUCUUGCGGCGCGUGCUGCAAGCAGCUGGAGCAAAUGAUGCAGAUAGCUUGGAGGUCAAGCUCGCAAUGCGCGCUGUGCCGACUGGGACGAACACGCCGCCAGUCUCAAAGCCCUUCCUGACAUUCACAUGCAGAGGAUUGAAUCUGAACAUGGUCCAAGACUUGCCCAUCAGCAAGCCUCACCUUCCAGCAGAGAUCGAUCGCCUGGUGAUGGACAAGGACAUCACCCAAGUCUGCCCCUUCUACCUGGACCUCCAGGGGGAGGGCCAGCGCCUCCAGGCCAUAGUGGACAAGCUGCGCAGCAUCAGCGCCACGAUGACGCUGGUGACGACCAAGCACGGGCACCUGCACCUGCAGGUGGCUGCCGAGCAGCUGCAGCUGGCCACCGAGGUGCAGAGCCUCGAAGUGCUGCCUGCAGCCGUCGCGCGCGAUGCGCAGCCCCUCAGUGAGGCGGCUCCAGAGGGGAGGCUGCGGGAGGCGGCGAGGAAUGGGGAUGCUGCCUCCGCCAUAGUGCAAGUGAAGCACUUCACAAAGAGCCUGCACAGCAGCCAGCUCACCCAGCCCGCACAGGUGUUGUGUGGGAUUGGGGAGACAGGGGGCCAUGUCCAUUUCAUGUUUGUGUACCGGGACCCCUUCAGCGAGGCUGGCUACGAUGAUAAGAUAUCCCUCAGUUACAAGCUGCCGGUUCUCCAAGACAACGAUCUAUAGCAGCCACUCAAUGUGAUGAACGUUGUUCAUUCCGAUGGCCUUGGACCUGCAAAUUAGGACUUCC
Messenger RNA from Coccomyxa subellipsoidea C-169, 1041 nucleotides. RefSeq names its product DNA damage checkpoint protein. The transcript has 8 exons. Gene Ontology annotation, biological process: mitotic DNA replication checkpoint signaling; meiotic DNA integrity checkpoint signaling; double-strand break repair via homologous recombination. The record is from RefSeq and is a predicted model, not a curated record. Gene Ontology annotation, cellular component: site of double-strand break; checkpoint clamp complex; nucleolus. The coding region runs from base 15 to 977 and encodes 320 amino acids. Lineage: Eukaryota; Viridiplantae; Chlorophyta; Trebouxiophyceae; Coccomyxaceae.